AUGGCGCAGGACCCGGACGUUUCCAGCGUUGACGGCCUGCUGGCCGGUGGCAUGCUUGCAAUGCACGAGAGCGUGGCGGCUGCGGUUGAGAGUACAUUGGGCCGGCCGAUUCCAGAAGUGGAGAUCUUCUUCCGUGACUUGCAUAUUUCAGCGCGUCUCCCACUGGCAAGACCAGGGUCAGAGGGACCUCAAGUCCCCACUAUUUGGACACAAAUCAAGCAGGGAGUGAUGAAGUGCUUCUCUAACCAAGAAACGGCCGAGAAGGAGAUCCUGCGUGGCGUCACGGGCGUCUUCAAGCCCACACGAAUCACUUUAGUACUAGGUCAGCCUGGUUCAGGUAAAUCUUCACUACUCAAGAUCCUUAGCGGUCGAUUUCCAAUGAACAAGACUAUCGGAGUGUCCGGCGAGAUCACGUACAAUGGCGUUCAACGAUCGGAGCUGCUGGCCCGCUUGCCACGGUUCAUUGCGUACACGAACCAGAAAGAUGAUCACUAUCCUCAGCUCACAGUGCAGGAGACGUUUGAGUUCGCUCAUCGAUGCUGUGGAGGUGCAAACCUUGAACCUUGGGUGCUUAAAGCGCUCGAAAAGUGUACAGGAGAGCAACACGAACGCGCUGUCAAAGUCAUGACAGCGCAACACAGGUUCGCCGCGGAUAUUCGAGUCAAAUCCCUCGGUUUAGAUCGAUGCAAAGACACAAUGGUGGGCAACGCUAUGAUCCGUGGCGUGUCCGGCGGUGAACGCAAACGUGUUACAACGGGAGAAAUGACGUUCGGUCGUAAGCGUGCCAUGUUGCUGGACGAGAUCAGUACCGGCCUUGACGCUGCGACCACGUACGAUAUCGUCAACUCACUCAAGAGUUUAACUCGCCACUUCAAAGCGAAUAUCGUGGUUUCUCUACUACAACCGCCACCGGAAGUAUUCAAUCUGUUUGACGACAUCUUGAUCAUGAACGACGGGCGGAUCAUGUACCAUGGCCCGCGUGAACAAGUGCAGGAGUACUUCGAGAAAAUGGGUUUCCAUUGUCCUCCUCGCAAGGAUGUGGCAGAUUUUCUGUUAGAUCUUGGAACGGACAAGCAACAUGCCUACGUUAGUGAAGAAUCUAGAGAUGCUGACAUCCCGUUCCAGUCUGUGGAUUUUGCAGAGCGCUUCCGCCAGUCUGAUAUCUUCCAGGAUACUUUAACCUAUAUGAGAACUCGUCCAGACCACAAAUCGGACCUGUUCGACCCACUUCAAGACCCGUGCGUGUUCCGACAAUCGUUUCUCGACGACUUGUGCACUGUACUACGUCGUCAAUGGAAGAUCAAACUCCGAGACCGAACGUUCCUUAUCGGACGAGGCUUUAUGGUGUUGAUCAUGGGGUUGCUCUAUGGCUCUGUAUUCUGGCAAAUGAACGACGCUAACAGCCAGUUGAUCCUCGGCCUGCUCUUCUCAUGUACCAUGUUCCUCUCGAUGGGCCAAGCUGCUCAACUACCAACGUUCAUGGAAGCUCGCAGUGUGUUUUACAAGCAACGCGGAGCGAAUUUCUUCCGGUCAUUGGCCUAUGUGUUAGCCUCAUCAUUGACGCAGAUCCCGUUCGCCAUCUUUGAGACGGUUUUGUUCGGGUCGAUCGUCUACUGGAUGGGAGGAUACGUAGCUCUCGCGGACAGAUUCAUCUCGUUUCUAGUCACACUUUUCCUGUGUCAAAUGUGGUUCACAGCGUACUUUUUCUUCCUGUCGGCCAUUUCUCCAAGUAUCACGAUCGCUCAGCCCGUCAUGAUGGUCUCCAUUCUCUUCUUCGUCAUGUUCGGAGGAUUUCUGUUGAGGAAGACAGAUAUUCCCGAUUACUUCAUCUGGUUCUACUGGAUCGACUCGGUCGCGUGGAGUAUUCGCUCGCUCAGCAUUAACCAGUAUUUGGCUCCAAAAUUCGAUGUCUGCGUGUAUGGAGGCAUCGACUACUGCGCUCAUUUCGGAACAACAUUUGGUAAAUACAGCCUUAAACUGUCUGGUUUGCCAACGGAAGAAGCGUGGAUCUACUUGGGGUGGCUCUACUUUUUCGUCGGGUAUGUGAUUCUCGUUCUCGCAGCAAAUUUUGUACUAGAGUACAAACGUUAUGAGAGCCCGGAGAGCACGACUGUAGUACAAGCUGAUCUUGAUGCUAAGCAGGGACCUCCAGAUGCCAAGAUAAGUAGCAUAAAGGUGGCUCCUGCACCUCAAGAACACGUCACUGUUCCGAUCGUAACCCCGAGAUCUAGAGCUCCACCUGUCACGCUAGCUUUCCACGAUUUAUGGUACUCCGUCCCCAUGCCUGGUGGUAAGAAAGGAGAAGAUAUUGAUCUGCUUCAAGGUGUCUCUGGAUACGCCAAACCUGGAACAAUGACAGCACUUAUGGGGUCUUCUGGUGCUGGUAAAACCACGCUCAUGGACGUCAUCGCAGGACGUAAAACUGGAGGUAAAAUCCGCGGCAAAAUCUUGCUGAAUGGAUACCCGGCCAAUGAUCUUUCCAUUCGUAGAAGUACAGGCUAUUGCGAACAAAUGGAUAUCCACUCGGAGUCUGCAACAAUUCGAGAAGCUAUAGUCUUCUCGGCCAUGUUACGACAGAGUGCCAGUGUCUCCACCAAGGAGAAGAUGGAGUCGAUAGACGAAUGCAUUACGCUGUUAGAGCUCGGUCCCAUUGCAGACAAGAUCAUUCGUGGGUCAUCAACUGAGCAGAUGAAGCGCCUGACUAUCGGUGUCGAGCUUGUUGCGCAACCUAGUAUCAUCUUUAUGGACGAACCUACUAGUGGUUUGGAUGCACGAUCGGCUAAGCUCAUCAUGAAUGGAGUACGCAAAAUCGCCAACUCUGGACGAACAAUCGUGUGUACAAUUCACCAGCCUAGCUCUGAGGUUUUCAGCUUUUUCGAUUCUCUUUUACUUCUUCGACGUGGUGGAUGUAUGGUGUUUUUCGGAGAACUCGGUAAAGAUUCGAGUAACCUUAUCAACUACUUUGAAACAGCUCCAGGAGUGACACCAAUCGAGCCUGGAUAUAACCCCGCGACGUGGAUGCUUGAGUGCAUUGGCGCUGGAGUGGGUGCUAGUUCUGGUACUGGGAUGGAUUUCGCUGAGUAUUUUUCAAAAAGUGAAUUAAAGACUAGUAUGGAUAAAAAUCUGGAUAAAGAUGGAGUUCUUCGACCGUCUGCUGACCUUCCUGAGCUUAAGUUUUCGAACCAAUUCGCAUCGACAGGGAUGAUGCAGUUUGACUUGCUAUGUCGUCGGUUCUUCCACAUGUACUGGCGAACUCCUACGUACAACCUUACUCGUUUGAUGAUCAGUGUGAUGCUUGGUGCAAUUCUCGGCGUCAUCUAUCAAGCAACCGACUACACGACCUUCACCGGUGCAAACGCAGGUGUUGGACUAGUGUUUAUCAGUACUGUAUUCUUGGGAAUCAUCGGCUUCAACAGUGUCAUGCCUGUAGCUGCAGACGAACGUACGGCAUUCUACCGUGAACGAGCAUCCGAGACGUACCAUGCAUUAUGGUAUUUUGUCGCGGGUACACUGGUGGAGAUCCCGUAUGUUUUACUGUCAGCUCUCGCCUUCACUAUUAUCUUCUACCCAAGUGUUGGUUUUACUGGCUUUGAAACGUUUAUUCAAUACUGGCUUGUGGUAUCUCUCAACGCUCUACUGUUCGUGUAUUUCGGUCAACUUUUGGUGUUUGCCUUGCCUAGUGUAGCUGUUGCAUCGAUUGCUGGGGCAUUACUGAGCUCCAUCUUCAUGCUGUUCUCAGGCUUCAACCCUCCGGCGAAUAAUAUCUCGUUAGGUUACAAGUGGAUCUAUUACAUCUCGCCGCCUACGUACAGUAUAGCAACACUUGUUGCAAUGGUCUUUGCUGACUGCCCCGAUGGAACCAACAGUAACCUCGGUUGUCAAGUUUUGAAGAACGCGCCGCCUACUAUCGGCAACAUUACUCUGAAGCAGUACGUCGAGCUGGCCUUCAACAUGAAGUCGGAUCAAAUUGGCAGGAACGUCUUGAUCCUCGGCAUUCUCAUCGUGGUAUUCCGUUUGUUAGCGUUGCUAUCACUACGAUACAUUAGCCACCUUAAACGGUAACGGAUACCGUAACUCUAACUCUAGUUGCAAAAUCAAUAAACUGCAUUGAAUAAAUACC
Molecule: messenger RNA, 4120 nt
Organism: Phytophthora nicotianae INRA-310
Lineage: Eukaryota; Oomycota; Peronosporomycetes; Peronosporales; Peronosporaceae
Exons: 1
Coding region: 1-4062 (1353 amino acids)
Cellular component (GO): membrane
Molecular function (GO): ATP hydrolysis activity; ABC-type transporter activity; ATP binding
Source: RefSeq, a predicted model, not a curated record